Molecule: messenger RNA, 1925 nt
Organism: Vigna radiata var. radiata (mung bean)
Lineage: Eukaryota; Viridiplantae; Streptophyta; Magnoliopsida; Fabales; Fabaceae
Exons: 5
Coding region: 50-1303 (417 amino acids)
Source: RefSeq, a predicted model, not a curated record
UUGUUUGGUUGUGUUUUUCUUUCCUAGAAAGUCUAAGGUAGUAGCUAACAUGCCAUCAAGAGUGUUAGAUGACCUAGACAGCCUCUGUUUAUACGAUUGGGCUACCGGUGUACAUAAACACCUAGUUGAUAAUUUGAAUAAAGGCAUGAAGAAAUUAAUGGCUGGACAAAUCCGCAGUUCGCUAAGUCUAAGUGGCAAUCUUGCGGUAUUGCAGGCCUGGGCGGUGGAGAGAUUUUCCCUUGAUGGAAAUCCAAUUAAUAGGGAUUUCCCUCGGAUGCUCCGUUGGUUUCGGUAUAAGGCACGGACAUUCGAAAUAAUUGACGAUAUAUUUCGGACUGCUGAAUUUAAGUCUGAGUGGUAUGUGGGGGAACGUGUCCGUGACCGGCCCGAAAUCAAAGCUGCAUUUGAGUUGUUCGAUGGAGGGAUUUGUGUACCGCAGAUGCCAAAACGAUGUAGAGUUGAUGAAGCUGUAGAUGAUAGCUCCGAUGAUGGCACCUUUGAAGCAAACCUUGAGGAGACAUUGAAGAAGAAUAAUGAAGAAAUGAUGGCGUUGUCUUCAAGGCUAGUUUUUUUGAAGAAUGAGGUAUGUAAAAUUCGUGACAUUCCAAUUGUGAAUGAAGAAGGUGUUGGAGGACUUGAUGAAGAGGCUUUAGGUGAAGAAGGUGUUGGAGGAGAUGAUGAAGAAGCUUUAGGUGAAGAACCUUUAGUUGAAGCAGGUGUUGGGGGAGUUGGUGAAGAACCUUUAGUUGAGGAAGGUGUCGGAGUUGUUGAUGAAGAAGCUUUAGUUGAGGAAGGUGUUGGAGUUGUUGAUGAAGAACCUUGUGGUGGUGAAAAAGGUGUUGGAGGAGUUCAUGAAGAACCUUUAGGUGAAGGUGUUGGAGGAGUUCAUCAAGAACCUUUAGGUGGAGCUUCCAAUGAAGAACCUGUGGCUGAAUUUGAACAAGAAGUUCAAAAGGUUGUUGAAAUUGUUGAAUCACUGGAACAACCGGAUGCACCGCAACCAAUGGCAAUCGAACCUCUGCGUGCAGUUGCUGGUGAUCCAAGGCCUAACGUCAAUGCUGAGCAACUCUACAUCGCCGUUAGCGUAAGGGAUAGACCGCACAGGAUCGUGUGUGAAAUAAUUGGGCAGACAUUGAGCACAACAUCUAUUCAAACCUUAGGUCCUCGCGAACAGGUUGAUAACAUGUUGGUGCUAUUUGCAACGACAGUAUUUAUGCACUUUGAGAAAAGGAGGACGGGGGUUGUGAAGAGGAUCCUUUUUAGUUCGUUAUAUGCGGUAACCUAUUCUGUUUUAAUGUAUUGAUUUCAGUUCCUUUUUGACUUUUUGACUUUACUUGUGAAAUUAGUACCUGCAACAUGUAAACACACCCAUCAACAUAAACAUUGCUUGUUGCUUUGCCUUUCUUCACAGAAUCAGAGGCUUCACUCAAGUUGGCUAACAAAUAACGAUAAACUAACCCCCCCAACAGUAUUUACUCAAACUACUCAANUCAUCCACAAUUCCAAACAAUACAGGAAAAACUCGUCCACUACGAUUUGGGAUUAAAAUCUCACAUAUCCCCAACAGGAUGUACAGGCUACAAAAAACCUCACAAGGAAGGGUUUUUUUGUGUUUUUUCAACAAAAAUUUGAAAAUGAAUUUCAAAUGGGUUAUGUCCUGACCUAAAUACUUCACACAUUUACUAUUACCCACUGAAGAAUGCUUCAAGUUUAUGCUUUCACCAUCUAAACUCAAUCCUAUUCCUGAACAAAAUUCAUUUUCAUUGAUAUUGAAAUGCUUGUUUGCAAUAAAAAAAGAGUUGGUGGAAUCCACCCAUGUCUUGGUUAACUCACGCAAAAGUUUAGCAUUCAAUGUCACUUUACCACUGAACUUUAAAAACCAAAAAAAUGGAGUCUUGGAGAUGACUUCCCUUUGGUCCUCUGUC